Molecule: messenger RNA, 1544 nt
Organism: Chinchilla lanigera (long-tailed chinchilla)
Lineage: Eukaryota; Metazoa; Chordata; Mammalia; Rodentia; Chinchillidae
Gene: Krt7
Product: keratin 7, type II
Exons: 9
Coding region: 1-1398 (465 amino acids)
Biological process (GO): intermediate filament organization; keratinization
Cellular component (GO): keratin filament
Molecular function (GO): structural constituent of skin epidermis
Source: RefSeq, a predicted model, not a curated record
AUGUCCGUCCACUUCAGCACGCAGGUCUUCAGCUCCAGCUCCGCUGCCCUCCCGAGGCGCAGCGCCCAGGUGCGCCUGAACGCCGGACGCCCGGGCGGCUUCGCCAGCAGCCGCAGCCUCUACAACCUGGGCACCUCACGGCCGCGCGUGCCGGUCGGCUCCGUCUAUGGGGGCCCAGUGGGCGCCGGCUUCCGUGAGGUCACCAUCAAUCAGAACCUGCUGGCCCCAAUGCGGUCGAACAUCGACCCCGCCAUCCGCCAAGUGCGCCAAGAGGAGCGCGAGCAGAUCAAGACCCUAAACAACAAGUUCGCCUCCUUCAUCGACAAGGUACAGUUCCUGGAGCAGCAGAACAAGAUGCUGGAGACCAAGUGGGCACUGCUGCAGGAGCAGAAGUCGGCUAAGAGCAGCAGCCUCCCUCGAAUCUUUGAGGCACAGAUUGCCGGUCUGCGGGGCCAGCUUGAGAAGCUGCAGUUGGACAGGGGCCGCCUAGAGGCGGAGCUUCGGAGCAUACAGGACGUGGUGGAAGACUUCAAGAAUAAGUAUGAAGAGGAAAUGAACCACCGCAUGGCUGCUGAGAAUGAGUUUGUGAUGCUGAAGAAGGAUGUGGACACUGCCUUCAUGAACAAAGUGGAUUUGCAGGCCAAGGUGGACGGCCUCAGCGAUGAGAUCAACUUCCUCAAGACCCUCCAUGAGACGGAGCUGGCCGAGCUGCAGUCCCAGAUCUCAGACACAUCCGUGGUGCUGUCUAUGGACAACAACCGCAGUCUAGACAUGGACAGCAUCAUUGCUGAGGUCAAGGCUCAGUACGAGGAGAUGGCCAACCGCAGCCGGGCCGAGGCCGAGGCCUUGUACCAGAAGAAGUUUGAGAUCCUCCAGGCCCAGUCUGGGAAACAUGGGGAGGACCUCCGGAAUACCCGAAAUGAGAUUGUGGAGAUGAACCGGGCCAUCCAGAGGCUGCAGGCUGAGAUCGACAACGUCAAGAACCAGCGUGCCAGGUUGGAAGCUGCCAUCGCUGAGGCUGAGGAGCGUGGAGAGCUGGCCCUCCAGGAUGCUCAUGGCAAGCAGAGGGAGUUGGAGGCCGCCCUGCAGCAGGCCAAGCAGGACAUGGCCCGGCAGCUGCGCGAGUACCAGGAGCUCAUGAACAUCAAGCUGGCGCUGGACAUCGAGAUCGCCACCUACCGCAAGCUGCUGGAGGGCGAGGAGAGCAGGUUGGCCAGAGAUGGAGUGGGAGCUGCGAACAUCUCUGUGGUGAAUUCCAGCGGUGGUGCUGGUAUUGGGCUGGUCUUCGGGGGAACCAUGGGCAGCAAUGCCCUGAGGUUUAGCAGCGGCAUCCCUGGGGCUGUCAAGGCCUAUUCCAUCCGGACCACAUCUACCACCAGAGAGAGCACCCACCACUGAGUCCUGGGCAUAGGGAGACUGUGUCCCUCUGCCCGAAGUCCCAAGAUUCUCUUCCUUCCCUCUUCUUCCCAGUCCUAAGAUUGUAUAACACUCUGAAAAAGAUGUCAGGGUCCCUUCAAUAAAGAGCCUUUUGAAGCCUGAGUGAA